Molecule: messenger RNA, 937 nt
Organism: Piliocolobus tephrosceles (Ugandan red Colobus)
Lineage: Eukaryota; Metazoa; Chordata; Mammalia; Primates; Cercopithecidae
Exons: 4
Coding region: 154-783 (209 amino acids)
Source: RefSeq, a predicted model, not a curated record
UGACGUUUAUCAGGGGCUCGCAGGACAGGGCAGGGCUUGUUUUCGCAAACCUGAGGCGGGAAAGCAGUCUCACACAAAGGCAGUUAAUCAUAUUGUGACAGGUUUCACAACGGGUUUAGCAGGUAAUACUUAAAGGCGUCCUGUGACCCUGCCAUGCCACAGAAAAACAGGAACUUACAACAUCUUUACAAUAUGUUUGUGAGAGCAGGACAAAGGUUUAGCAACAGGGUGGAGUGGGCUUGCAUCCUGUGCCCUUUCACUGGCUCUCUGCGCGCCCUCACUGACUGCCCGGCUGCCGGCGGCCUGCCUCACCACUCCCGGCUUCACGGGGCUGGGGCGCCGCACCAUCAAGUCAAACCGAGUCCUCCUGCUUUCCUAGAAAAGCCGUGGGGAGAGAGGGGGAACACUUCUGGCCCACGUGAGCCACCAUCGUGCGUGGCGUCUGAGGGGCAUCUACCUGGAGUCACGGAGCCGACAAAAGGGAAAAGGGCCAGUCCCUGUCCAGGAAGAGCUCAGCCUAGUGGGGCAGGCGACAAGUUACAGUUGCUGCCUUGCUGUGGCCGGCCGUGGCCCGUGGAGGCACUAGACCGUCACCAGGAGUCCAUCAGGAAAGACAGGCAGAUACGAUUUUUUUCCUUGAUUCCUUCGUGGGACUCAGGACAGGGGCGCCCUGUUUACUCAGCCCACUGUGCUCAGCCUGUUGCAGGGGUGUGCAGGUUUUGUGCUGGACAUUGGGAAUAUAGCAGUGAGACAAUUUCCAUCCCAAAGGAGCCCCCAGAUUAGAAAGGAGGAUGGCAAGUAACCAGGCGCUGGCAAUGCUCCGUCCUCAGAACAGUGAUGGAGAGACGUGGACUCAUUGGAGAACCACGUGGGAGGCACAAGUAACAUGGGGAACUCUGGAAACAAAGCAGUGUGGGGAGGAGGAGACUGGUUUCUG